Molecule: messenger RNA, 525 nt
Organism: Aureobasidium musti
Lineage: Eukaryota; Fungi; Ascomycota; Dothideomycetes; Dothideales; Saccotheciaceae
Source: the annotation of a GenBank genome assembly
AUGGACGAGAGCAGUUUGAGAGAUGCCCUCCAGCGCAUGGAGAAGAAACUUUAUCAGCUCACUGAGAUCUUGGAGGACCACAAACAGUCUUGGGAGAGAAAUUCAAGCGUAACCUUCGACCCACGCCCAUCCCUGUCUCUUGUUGAAGAGCUGCGCGCCGACGUUAGACAAGAUGGCGACAUUGCAGCCGAAAAUGCGUCCGAAAUGAUACAUCAUAUCGCCGACAAAGUCAUCAAAGACACAAUCGAUCACCUCCCCGAGUUGAUGCGCUCAAAAUCACCUGAAUCUCAGUCCGCCACAGACAUGAUUGAUCAAUUCUUCGGAUGUCCCGAAGGUGACCGAAGACGCAAAGACAUCGAGCACAGACUGAAGAAAAGGUUUGUUUGGGACCAGCUCAGUUCUUGGAUUUGCGGCGCCACAUUUGAGUAUGCUCUGAGCGACUAUGAAUACGAAGUCGAGAAGGCGGCUCUGAGGUAUGUCGCUGAUGACCUCAAGGAGCUGGUCGCCACGAUCACGGGCACAUAG